Messenger RNA from Jatropha curcas, 1791 nucleotides. Its product is annotated as alpha/beta-Hydrolases superfamily protein. NCBI's taxonomy places the organism in Eukaryota, Viridiplantae, Streptophyta, Magnoliopsida, Malpighiales, Euphorbiaceae. Gene Ontology annotation, biological process: lipid metabolic process. Gene Ontology annotation, molecular function: glycerophospholipase activity. The record is from RefSeq and is a predicted model, not a curated record.
UUUCAUAAACACAGCCACUCCCUGAUAUGUAUCUCUUUUAUCAAAACAAGAAUCGACAAACAAGAGGAAAUUAAGGUGAGAGACAGUCGAAUAGAGAGAUAACCAGUAAUGGCUACUCUGCUAAUUAUACCUUUGAAUACUCUGAAAACCACUCUACCACCUAUCCAUGAACGUUUCUUGCCAAUUUUUAAACUCAGCAAAUCUAAAUCUUUCAUCUUCCAAAGCAAACUCUUUUCACUAAACCCUAAAACUCUCAUCAAAUGCUCAUCAUCUGUGUCACGUCUAACUCCACAACUAGACGACGAAACCCUAGUUUAUAACCAAGAAGACGAGAGGCCUCUAAGCCAAAUUUGGAAAGAAAUUCAAGGCUGCAAUGACUGGGAAGGACUUUUAGACCCAAUGAACUCUCAUUUACGCAAAGAAAUCAUUCGGUACGGAGAAUUCGCUCAGACAUGUUACGAUUCUUUCGAUUUCGAUCCUCACUCCAAGUAUUGUGGCACGUGCAAAUAUCAAGGCGCUCAUUUCUUUGAUAAACUUGACAUGCAAGGACAUGGUUAUCAAAUAAGUAGGUAUCUUUAUGCGACUUCAAAUAUUAAUCUUCCAAAUUUCUUUCAAAAAUCUAAACUAAGCAGCGUUUGGAGUAUCCAUGCAAAUUGGAUGGGUUACGUUGCUGUUUCCACCGAUGAAGAAGAAAUCCAACGGCUAGGCCGUCGCGAUAUAGUUAUAGCAUGGAGAGGUACAGUUACUUAUCUUGAAUGGAUAUAUGAUCUCAAAGACAUACUUUGCUCUGCAAAUUUCACUAACGAUCCAUCAAUAAAGAUCGAAUUGGGUUUUUAUGAUUUAUACACCAAGAAAGAAAACUCUUGCAAGUAUUGCACAUUUUCUGCUCGUGAACAAGUUUUAGCUGAGAUUAAAAGGCUUCUUGAUUAUUAUAGAGGCGAAGAAAUUAGUAUUACAAUUACGGGUCAUAGCUUAGGAGCAGCUUUGGCUAUAUUAAGUGCCUAUGAUAUUGCAGAAAUGAAGGUUAAUUACAUGGAUGAUAAAACUAAAAUUCCCAUCACUGUCUACUCUUUUUCGGGCCCUCGAGUUGGAAAUUUAAAGUUUAAAGAAAGAUGCGAAGAGCUUGAUGUUAAGGUGUUAAGAGUGAUUAAUGUGCAUGACAAGGUACCAAAAGUACCAGGAAUAUUUGCUAAUGAAAAAUUUCAAUUUCAAAAAUACGUAGAGGAGACAAUGUCAUUUCCAUGGAGCUAUGCACAUGUUGGUGUAGAACUUGCAUUAGAUCAUACACAUAGUCCAUUUUUAAGACCAACAAACGACCUGGGUUGUGCUCAUAAUCUUGAAGUCCAUUUGCAUUUAGUAGAUGGGUAUCAUGGGAAAGGAAGAAAGUUCGUUUUAGCGACAAAAAGAGAUAUUGCAUUAGUUAACAAGAGUUGUGAUUUCUUGAGAAGUGAAUAUGGUGUGCCACCGCAUUGGCGGCAAGAUGAGAAUAAAGGGAUGAUCAGAAAUAGAGAAGGGCGAUGGGUGGUGCCGGAUAGGCCUAGAGUGGAGGCACAUCGAGCUGAUACGGCCCACCACCUUGAACAAGUGCUCAAGACUAAAGCAAACUCCUCUUAAGUGGAAGCACUUUGAAAGUUUGAAUUUGAUGUGGUAACCACUACGAACUUUGCGUGUGUGCGUGUCUGGGCCUUAUCUCCUCAGUGUCCUAUAUAUGUAUGUAUGUAUGUACAUAAAUGUGAUAGAUCGUCCUUGUGCUAUAAAAUAUAUAUAAUACUUAUAUAUAUUAAAGAGGAA